Molecule: messenger RNA, 1674 nt
Organism: Cladocopium goreaui
Lineage: Eukaryota; Dinophyceae; Suessiales; Symbiodiniaceae
Source: the annotation of a GenBank genome assembly
AUGACAUCGUUUUGCACCCGACAUAACGCGAAAGAUUUAUGCCGAGGCGUCCACGGUGAGCGCCGCAGACGGCUUGACACAGCCCUCGGAGCAGUCCGUGUUUUGGUGCGACGCCGAGCAGUCGAGAUGCAGUCCCAACGCAGCAACGUGCUCCCCGUGAAACGGGACUCCGACCCCGAGUGCCUCAUAGCAGGCUGUGGCGCGAUGCAGGAAGACAAAGAAGAAGAAGCGUUCCAGACGGAAGACGGAUCACCUGAUUUCCUUGAAGAUCAUCAAGAUGAUGACGAUGAUGAUGGAGACGACGACGAUGGAGAAGAUGGUGAUGACAAACCCAAGAAAGGGAAGAUCACCAAUCGUGUUGAACAUCAAGAAGAAGAGUUCAAUCGCAUGAUGGAGGAAAUGGACAUCAAACUCGACAAAGAGAAAGACGAUGGAGUCGAAGUUGUUGAUGGACCUCCUAUGCCUCCUCCUGACGGUGAACCUCCUCAUGAUGGGCCUGAACAUCACUCUAUGGGCAAACCUGGUGACGGCAUCAUCUACCUCAGCGACAUCGGUGAGCAUGUCAAGCUCGAUAAACGUGGACGACCUUGUCGAGUUGGUCCAGAUGGUCGCAAAGAAGUACGAGGAUCACCAAGGCCAAAGAGUAGCUACAGUCCUGAAGAAUGGAGAGCACUGUCUGCUAAGGAGAGAGACGUCAUCAUUCGUCGUGGAAAACUUGAAGAAGAAGCUGAAAAGCUCAAGGAGAUCAAGUUGAAGAAGGAGAAAGAAAAGAAGGCCAAGGCCGAGAUCUCCGAGAAGAAGAAGCACGAUUCAAGUUCACUCAAAGAUCCAGUCAAAGAUGAAGUCCACAAGAAGAAGAAAAAGAGUAAUAAGAAGUCGAAGGAGAGUUCAGGCAAAGAUGGCGACAAAGACGCUGCUGUCAGUGUGGGGAAGCUCCAAGGAGAGUGGGAACGUAUAUCUACGCCCCGCGAUCCAAUGACGAUGCUGAACCGCAAACGAGAUCGCGACCCAUGGGAAUGUUCGUCGACGUCCCAUGGUGCAGGUGGUCUCAUUGACAUCAAGAAGUACAACAAUACCUCUCCUGAACAGUACCACGUGAAGUGGUCCAAGGUCUACGAUCAACCGCCAUUUGGAAAGUGGUACCUAGUGAAAGUCAUUGAGCAUGCUGACUGGAUUGAAGAAAUCUGGGACCGUUGGUAUGAUGAAACCAAUGUGCCGAAGACUAUCUUCAUCAGCUUGGAUGACUCGGUCGAAGAGCCGCCUUCGAAGCGUCAGAAGCCGGAAGAGAAAGUUUCCGACGAAGCGGGCGCGAAGCUCGGCAUGACUCCUCAUAGCGAAGGGGAAUCGGAUAUCGAGCACUAUGAAUUUGCUGGAAACACUAUCGCUGUCCAGGGUCAGCCCUCAAUCAAUGCCUUAGUCCUGGGCAUGAUGAUGUCCCAACAGAUGAACAUGGGCAUGGGAAAAGGAUCCCAGUCGGCCACACAGGACACGAAGGGCGAGGGCAAAGGAUACCAGUCUGCCACAGAGGAUACGCUCAAGGGCAAGGGCAAAGGAUGCGAGUUAUCCAGUGAGGAUGUUGCCGAUCCUUCGAACUCUGUGUCUUCUAAAGCUGCUCCCAAGGCCAGCUCGCAGAAGAAGGGCAAGGGCAACCGCUUCCGGAAAUCCAAGAACUGA